This is a messenger RNA of Kogia breviceps (pygmy sperm whale), 2109 nucleotides long. The record is from RefSeq and is a predicted model, not a curated record. NCBI's taxonomy places the organism in Eukaryota, Metazoa, Chordata, Mammalia, Artiodactyla, Physeteridae.
AUGGAAAACCUCAAAACCAGGCGGCUCCAACUUGCCAAAAGGACAGCCGAAUGUUCCAGAUAUGAGUUCCCGUCGCGGGCCCCAGAGAAAGCGCUCGCGGCUUUUGUAGAAUCCUCACAGCUCCAGGAGGCUGGUCCACACUAUGUCCUCCUGUGUUUCAAGGGGGCAAACCGAAACGGGGCGGGGGGGGGGGCGGGGGGGAGGGCAAAGGAACUUUCUCCAGGUCAGUCACAGCCAACUAGGGCCCUCGGGCUGCACAUGUUCCCACCGAAGCCGGCGCUACCACCUAGGCCCACCCCUACCACUCCUCAGCUGAAGCUCAUCAUCCCAAUUACCUCCAGCCCUCCAACAGGGCGGCGGGCUCUUUAUCCCCAGGAUACGCAGAGCUUCAUCAUCAACGUCACAAAACCUGCGCUUCGCGCACACACGUCCACUCCCCGGCUGUGGCCGAGACGCCAUGGCUCCGGACCGAGGCCGCGGCAAAAGCCCAGGACAGGGACCCAGGCGGGGGCUCCAGGCCCCGGUACCGUCGGAGCCCGCCGCUUCCUGCUUUGUCGCUACCUGAUGGGAUUCCUGGGCUGCUGGAGUGAUGUCGUCGGAAGCUGGUCUUCCUUGCUGGUGCGCGCCCUGUGCGGUGCCCUGGGCUGUGUCAUUCUUGGAGCAGCUACCAACGUGUUCCUCUCUGCCCUGGCUAGAGCCCCUGUGGGGAUUUUUAAGCACACGCUGUCCAUCUCAAGGGCUCUGCUCGCUGACCCGGUCACAGACAAGGAACGGCCAGUCGUGCUCGGACAGUUCAACACAGCCUGUGGUGUGGGCUUCAUCUUGGGCCCCGGGGUUGGAGGGUAUCUGGCUGAACUGGACGGUGCAUUUUAUCUCAUAGCCUUCAUCUGUUUUUCUGUCUUCAUUCUCAGCGCUGGCAAGUUGAUGUUUAGUCAUGAAAAGACGACACGCUGGGGGCAGGACGAGGCUGCUGCAGAGAGUGGGGAGGAGGAGAGGGGGCGGGGCGGGCGGCCGCCAGGUCUCAGGGCGGCGGUGGCCUGCCAGGUCGUGAGCGCCGUGGCCUCCUUGUCCUCACGCCACUUUGCACGCAGUGUCUCCUCGGCCACCACGGCCGUUCCCUCACUCUUGAUCCCCUCAGCCCUUUGCACCCUUGCUCUGAUUGCCACUUCGCCCGAGAAAGGUCUCCUGCGGCUGUUUCCAUGGAGUGAAGUAGAACUCAGGAGUCCAGAGGAUGACCCGCCGUGGGGCAGGAACCGGGCACGCCGGGGGCAGGACAGACUCUGCGGCGCGGGCGGCGGCCAGGCGGCCCCGGGCGCAGUUGGGGCCACCCUGCGGGGCCUCGAGGGCCUGGCGCGCUCCGCCGUGCGGGACGUGUUCCUGGCGCACCUGCUGACGGCCAUGGCCGCCAUGCUGUACCACGGGAACUUCGUCCUGGCCCUGGAGGAGCACUUCGGGGUGAGGCCCAGGGCGGUGGGCUGCCUUAUCGGCUGCAGCGGCGCCCCGGGGGUCCCGGCCGGCUUCGCCCUGGGCCUCCUGCAGCUGUACGGGCACCGCCCCCGGCACCUCCUGCUGCACUCGGGCGUGCUCACCUGCGCGCUGCUGCUGUUCUUCGCCGCGGCCCGCGGCCUGGGCCUCGUGGCCGCCUGCUCCACGCUCCUGUGCGGGGCCUGCAUCACCGACCUCCGGCUGACCGCGGGCGCCCGGGCCAGCGGCUCCCUGCUGGGCAUGGGGCGGUCCGUGACGGCCGGCCGUGGGCCGUGUCCUCGGCCCCUCCUCUCCGGGGUGGCCCAAGAGGUCAGCCCCUGCGGUCCUCCAGGGCUGGGGGCAGCCUUAGCCUUGGUGGCCGUUGUCAUCAUGUCACUAAACAGACCUCGCGCUGCGGGUGACGGCGCCGAGGAGUUAAAAAGGGAGUAGGUGGAUCGGGACCGGGGACCAGUAGCGUCACAUCCCUGGAGCUCCUCAGACAGGCGGACACUCGCCCGCCUCACACCUGCGGGGGCCACUUUCACAAGACACCCAGGUGCUUUGUUUGCACAGGAAAGUUUGAAAACCACCAGUCUGAUGGACAGUAUUUGUAUAGUUUAUGGCAUAUGACCUCAGGGAAGUUAA